This is a messenger RNA of Dreissena polymorpha, 1589 nucleotides long. RefSeq lists its product as uncharacterized. The record is from RefSeq and is a predicted model, not a curated record. Gene Ontology annotation, molecular function: GTP binding; GTPase activity. The transcript is spliced from 7 exons. The coding region runs from base 83 to 727 and encodes 214 amino acids. Gene Ontology annotation, biological process: regulation of exocytosis; protein secretion. Lineage: Eukaryota; Metazoa; Mollusca; Bivalvia; Myida; Dreissenidae.
AUAUAAGAUAUAUAAACGUCUGCUGACUGAUUUUUAAAUCAUUUAAAUGUAAACGAAUGCACUGUGAACGUGUAAUAUAAAAAUGGCAGAUACAUUGGACGUUGGGACUUACGAUCAUUCAUUGCUCGACAAUGACCUACUGUUCAAAAUGUUGAUCAUCGGCGAUUCAGGGGUGGGAAAAUCCUGUCUACUACUGAGAUACGCUGAUGACGAAUUCAGCGACUGCUACAUAAGUACCAUUGGUGUGGAUUUUAAAAUCCGGACAAUUGAAAUGGACGGCAAAGUCAUAAAACUGAACAUGUGGGACACCGCCGGACAGGACAGGUUUAAAACUAUUACGUCAACUUUCUACCGAGGAGCACAUGGAGUCAUACUGGUGUUCGACCUUACUGAUAUGGAGUCGUUCCAUCAUAUCAAGCAAUGGAUGGGCGAGAUAGACAAGUUCGGCGGAGGUCACGUUGCUAAGAUGUUGGUAGGAAACAAGUCUGACCUCAAAAACAAACGCGUGGUUUCCACGGAUAUGGCACAGGAAUUUGCGAUCAAACUGGGCAUACCAUACAUAGAAACAAGCGCUAAGAUGGCGACAAACGUCGAGCAAGCGUUCCUAACCAUGACGGCUGAGAUGAAAAAACUCUUUGAUACCGGCGUCUUAUCAAAACAGAAACACGUUGUAUUUCCAGGAGGCAUGCCCGUUAGGACCAGUGGAUGGAGUAUUUGUACGUGUUAAGAGCAGUUUAUCGGGUAUAUGUACGUGUAACGAGCAGUGAGUGGGGCACUUAUUCGUAUAAGGCACAGUUGCUUGUGUAUAUGUGCGUGUUUGGAGAAGCAAAAGCGCCAGUGUGUCAAACUCCGGUCGUUAAGCUUCAUACAUUGAACAUGCACGAUAAGACUACGUUCAUUGCGCCUGACUAACGUGUAAGGGAAUAUCAGGAAGUAUCAUUGUGAUACAGUACUGCUUGUGCCAAAUAUACCAUUGUUGGUUGAAUUACUUGUGUCCUGCAUGUAAUAUGAGUACUGGCUUAUGACAAUGUUGUGAUAUUUGCACGAUUUAAACCAAAGUGUAAAUUGUAUUGCCAUAACGGAACCUCAAAAUUACAUUUUCGGUUUUGUUACGUCUAAAUUAAAACUAUGUAUUAAAAUUAUCGUUUAAAAUUUAAGCUCAAAGGCAUUAAUGUGGCAGGCACUCAUCAACUCAUCAACCAUGAAUCAUGUUGACUUCUUGGAAAGCAUUUAGGUUUGUUACUGCUCGAGGGGCCGUCCAACAGAUAAAGCGUCGUAUUGACGUGAUUCGAUAUUUUGGGAAACUACAAGGAUUGCUUAUAUAGCUAAACAAUACAUCCGCUCUGAAUCUGAGUGUGGAUGGUCGAGUGGUCUAGGCGGGAGGCUUUUUACUCCAGGACUCCAGGAAUCCAGGGGUCAGUGGUUCGAGCCCUGUUGAGGGUUACUUUUUCCUUUUUUUAAAUUGUAUUCUUGUGUUUUUUUUACUGGAGAUUUAUAGUUCAAAUGUUUAAAUUUAUCAAUAUAAAGCAUUUAAAGCAUUUAAUGACAAGCUUCAAUACAUGCCAAAAUCUGUUGGACGGCCUCUUUAA